Messenger RNA from Magnolia sinica, 2082 nucleotides. RefSeq names its product NAC domain-containing protein 71-like. The record is from RefSeq and is a predicted model, not a curated record. Gene Ontology annotation, molecular function: DNA binding. Gene Ontology annotation, biological process: regulation of DNA-templated transcription. The transcript is spliced from 5 exons. Lineage: Eukaryota; Viridiplantae; Streptophyta; Magnoliopsida; Magnoliales; Magnoliaceae. Bases 752 to 1834 code for a protein of 360 amino acids.
UUCUACCUUUGCAAGUUCUAGUAAAUCUCUUCUCAGACAAUUUAUCUUUGUUCUUUUCCUCUGUUUUUCUUCUAAUUCAAGCAUUGAAAUUUCAAAUUAAGAGAAAAUGCAUGAUUGGGAUUUUGGGAAAUUGAAGUAGAUUCUAAUCUUGCAUAAUCUAAGCAGGUUUUUGUGUUUUUAUUCAGUUUUGGGACUACCCAUUUGAUUUUUUGAAAGAUUUUGAAUGGGUUUGGUUCUGAUUAUUAUAAUAGAUUCCUAUUUUGGAAGUUCUAACUAGUUUUGGCGCAUUUUUGUUUGGUUUGAGAACUACUCAGUUGUUAUGCUGAGGAUUCCAAUUCUGGGUGUUUUCAUUCAUUUCAGGAAUUGCCUACUUCAAAUUUUCAGGACUGGAAAGGUUUCAGCUUCUGGGUGUCUUAAAAAUCGCAUUUUAAAUUUUUUGCUUGAUUGUUUCUCUUUCUUUGGGCUCUGCUCUUUGAAUUGAGACGGUCGUAUUUUGAGAAAUUUGGAUUUGCCGGAGGAUGAUUCUGUCGUACAAUGGUUAUUUCCUUUCGAAGUUCUAUUCACUUUUGGGUAGAGUCUGUGUUGGAAAAAGUUUCUAUUUUUGGAUUUUCCAAAUAUUCAACAGGUACAUUAUAGGCACUUAGAAGCAAUUUCUUCAUCUUUUUUGUUUUUUCAAUAUAUAUUUUAGAUACUUUCCACUGUGAAAAAAAAGGCUGUUCUUGGAGACUUGGACUGUUUGGAGAGUGGAAGAAUGGGUGGGAUGUCAUUGCCGCCUGGUUUUCGAUUCCACCCAACUGAUGAGGAGUUGGUGGGGUAUUACUUGACGAGGAAAGUAGAUGGACUGAAGAUAGAGCUUGAAGUUAUUCCCGUAGUCGAUUUAUAUAAGUUCAACCCGUGGGAGUUACCAGAUAAAUCGUUCCUUCCCAAAAGAGAUAUGGAGUGGUUUUUUUUCUGUCCCCGUGAUAGAAAGUAUCCGAACGGUUCACGUACAAAUAGAGCUACUCAAGCAGGCUACUGGAAAGCCACUGGGAAAGAUCGAAAAAUAGUCUGCCAUCCUGCUGCGAUCGGGUUUAGGAAGACCCUUGUUUUCUACUGUGGAAGAGCUCCUUCAGGAAACCGGACGGAUUGGGUGAUGCACGAAUAUCGUCUCGGUGCGGAUCCUUCUCAAGGAUCUUCUGGUCAUCAGGGAACUUUCACUUUGUGCCGGGUCAUAAAGAGAAAUGAUCUAGGACAGAGAACCAUCUAUCUUCAGGGAGAAUCCAAAUCCAAGAGGAGCAUUUCUUCUUCCAUUGAUGACCUCACCCCAAGAUUCUCAACAGAUGUCUUAAGAACCUCUGAAGAAAGUCUAUCUCAAGCAAGAACUAUGUUAAAUGGAAGUAAUGAUUCAACACUGAUCAGUUCAAGUUCUGAAGUUAGCAGUGGGAUAGAGCUACAGCCAACCAUGACAGAUAUUGAUCAAACAAGCCCAUUGUUCUCGCGUUAUCUAGCUUCAGACACUCUGAAGGAAUCUGAAUGCUUACCCCUGACUGAAUUUCCAAACUCAGUAACAGAAUGGAAACCAAGCAAUCCAAUCCUCUCUCCCUUCUCAACCUACUUCAUCGAGGAAGUUGAUCUAGCCGAAGAACUCAAUCGAAACAGCUGCAUGUCACCUUCUCCAAGACCUAUUAACUGCUCAGAGACAUGCAUAAAUAAAGAUUCGACGUUUCAAUGCCUUGAAUGGACAGAACCACUGGGCCAUGGGAUUCAAGCUUGGAACCUAAACAGAGCAGAUGGGAGUUUUGGGGAGCUGACCAACCUAUGGCUGCAAGAUGACAAUGUGGCGAUUGUGAUGUGAAGGAUCAGUAGACUAAUUGGUUGUCUAUAGCAGGACCCAUGAGGAAUGCUUUUGAUGAUUGUCACUGGAGGAAACAUAUAAAUACCACCUUUUUGAGUAUCUUAAGAAACACAGCAACAUCAAUCCAUUCUAGAGAUUAUGUUUGGACAAAGAAAUUACAGUUCGCUGUCCGUUGCACGGUAUCUCUCUGAAGCGUUUCACAAUCGAUAUUAGUACAUAGAAAUCAAACCAACUUCUUUUAUAGACCA